AGUCACAAUAUAAAAGUUGAUCGUGUUGGGUAGAAUGGGGUAGAUACUACACAUUUUCUGAUAUUCAUAUCAUCUGACGAAACAAUGCCCGCCAAUUACGAUUUCACUGACAAACGUAUACUUGUCACAGGAGCAAGUCAAGGAAUUGGAAAAGAAAUCUGCCUUUCGUUGGCCAAAGCUGGAGCGCAGGUUAUUGCAUUCGCGAGAAAUGAAGCAAAUUUGUUGAGUCUUGUCAAAGAGACUACUUCUUUGAGAUAUACAAUAAUUCCAAUUGUUGGAGAUGUGAGUGCCAAUGAAGAGGUCCUUUUCAAACUUAUCGUACCACAUUUCCCAAUUCAUGGUCUUGUAAAUAAUGCUGGAAUUGCAACAAAUCAUGCAAUUGGACAAAUUACUCAACAAUCAAUUGAUAGAACAUUUGCAGUCAACGUAAGGGGACCUAUUCUCAUUGCACAAUUAGUUGCUAGAAACUUUGUGGAUAGACAAAUCAAAGGAUCAAUUGUUAAUAUUUCAUCACAAGCAGCCAUUCGUCCAUUGGAUAAUCACACUGUUUAUUGUGCAUCAAAAGCUGCUCUUGAUAUGGUCACAAGAUGUCUUGCAAAUGAAUUGGGAUCCCAGAAUAUUCGAGUUAAUAGUGUCAAUCCAACUGUUGUGAUGACUGAUAUGGGAAGAGAUAACUGGAGUGAUCCUGAUAAGAAGAAGAAGAUGCUCGACAGAAUGCCGAUCAAACGUUUUGCUGAGGUUGACGAAGUUGUGAAUGCUGUCCUUUUCCUUCUUUCAGACAAUGCUUCAAUGACUACUGGAUCCACUUUGCCUGUCGAUGGAGGAUUUUCGAAUAACUAAAGUUUUUAAUUUUAAGAUUGAGACGAUGUAUAUAGGUGAACAAUAAAUACAUUUAUUUACAAGAA
Caenorhabditis elegans is the source of this 905-nucleotide messenger RNA. It is a transcript of the gene dhs-21, whose product is annotated as L-xylulose reductase. NCBI's taxonomy places the organism in Eukaryota, Metazoa, Nematoda, Chromadorea, Rhabditida, Rhabditidae. The transcript has 5 exons. Gene Ontology annotation, cellular component: plasma membrane. The record is from RefSeq and is marked reviewed. Bases 85 to 840 code for a protein of 251 amino acids. Gene Ontology annotation, molecular function: oxidoreductase activity, acting on the CH-OH group of donors, NAD or NADP as acceptor; L-xylulose reductase (NADPH) activity.